Molecule: messenger RNA, 879 nt
Organism: Trypanosoma theileri
Lineage: Eukaryota; Euglenozoa; Kinetoplastea; Trypanosomatida; Trypanosomatidae
Exons: 1
Coding region: 1-879 (292 amino acids)
Biological process (GO): lipid homeostasis
Cellular component (GO): membrane; endoplasmic reticulum
Source: RefSeq, a predicted model, not a curated record
AUGGGGAACUCUACUGCGUAUGAUAUUUACAUCGCUCCUUUUCUUCGGGACUUCCAUGUGUUUUUCCCCAUCUUUCUUUCCUGGUUUGUGGUCCAAUGGGCGGCUUCUCAUCUCUUGGGAUUUCUCUUCGGCCCGCCUUUUAAAAGACUCCCAAAAGAAAAACGUGAAGAUGUCAUUGUGCGAUCUGUGAGUGUAUGUAAUGGUCUUCUCAUGACGGGAGCUGCUGUUUGUUUCCUUCAUGAUCUUCGGCAAAAUAAUUUUGUCUUUCACAAUGAUCAAUAUAGAGAAGUGCCGGGAUAUAGAUUCUUUCGUAUUGCCAUUGUAUCUUACUUUGCCUGGGAUAUUGUAGUCUGUCAUGUGUAUAAAUGGUCCUUUAUAUGGAAAGUUCACGCAGUGGCUAGUUUUACCGGCGCCUAUUUACUUUCUUUUCCCUUUUCCGAUCACUAUGGAUCCUACUUUACAGGAAUGUUUGAAUUAAGUAAUAGUCCACUGCAUCUUUCUUCUAUUCUCCGUACACUUGAAAUCUCAUCUCUUUUACCUUUUGCCACCGCGAUGGAAGGUCUCUUUGCAAUUCUCUUUGUUUGUGUUCGAGUGGUGGGGGGAAGUAUAGUGACGGCCUCUUGGUUAAAGCAUACAUAUAUGAAUUUGGUGGCGAAUUACUACGCGGGUGGGACGUUAGUGCAUGGGGAGGUGCCUUUAUUGAUAUCCAUUGUGCUUAUAGUGAUUAUUCAGACUCUGCAGUAUAUUUGGUUUGUGGAGAUUGUAAAGCGGGUGAUGGCGAUGUUUGGGAUUUCUUUUUCUUCUUCUUCUGCUAGUUCUAGUUGUUCUUCAAUAGAGGGAGAUGCGGUGAAGAAGUGUGUAAAGGCAAAACAGGUGUGA